This is a messenger RNA of Mytilus trossulus (common blue mussel), 2164 nucleotides long. RefSeq lists its product as uncharacterized. The record is from RefSeq and is a predicted model, not a curated record. Bases 333 to 2018 code for a protein of 561 amino acids. Lineage: Eukaryota; Metazoa; Mollusca; Bivalvia; Mytilida; Mytilidae. The transcript has 17 exons. Gene Ontology annotation, molecular function: calcium ion binding. Gene Ontology annotation, biological process: lipid metabolic process.
UGCUCAUACAUAAAUUUUAUCAGAUGAGAGAUCAUGGGUUUUAAAUAAAGUGUAAUACUGUAAUCACAAAAAAAUGUGCAGUAAACUACAUCAAAAAAUUCAACCGUGAACCACAAUUGUUGUUAAGUGUGAUAAUAUGUAUAUUGCAUGGGAAUAAUUUUUGUUUUAGCAAGUAAUAUCAUAUCAACUUGUGAUUUGAUAAGUGUUGCUACACCAACAAGACAAGGUUUAUUAGACCAGAUAUGACAGUGGGUUAUUGUCAAAACAGAUAAUUUGUUGUAUUUAUACAUGAAGAUCGAGUGGUGUUUAUGCAUAAAAAAAGAUAACUAUAAAUGGGUAACUCUGCCUCCCAAGGUUCGAAAGAUGAGCUGACAACAGAGAAAUGUCGGAAGGCGAGACAAACAAUACAAGCAUCUCGUGAAAAGAUUUUGGAAUCUCUUCACGAAGAAUGCGAUAAAUGCUCUGAUGAUAUAGAUUUAGACGCAGACUCGCACGUACACUAUGGUGAUUCAGAUGGUAGCAAUAUCGAUUCAACACAAUAUCGUUUUCCAUUUGAAAAUUUAGUGCUUGAAGGUGGGGGUGUCAAAGGUCUUGUCUACUGUGGACUAGGCAGGGCUCUUGAAGAGCACGGCGUUUUAAAACAAAUACACCGAUUUGCCGGUACAAGCAUUGGGUCUAUCUGCGCUGCAUUGUACGCUGUCGGAUUUAAUUCACAUGAUGUUGAAACAAUCAUGAGUGUAAAUCUAGAAACACUUGUUAGUGAUGCGUCCUAUGGAUAUUUUAGUUUGAUACCUAACUUAUUGUCGUACUAUGGUUGGCAUCCAGGAUCAAAGUUUCUCAAUUAUCUGGGAGAAGUUUUAUCUGUGAGAACUGAUAAUCCCGAUAUAACAUUUAGCGAGGUAUAUAAGAAAUUUGGUAAUGAACUGUGUGUUGUUAUAACAAAUGUGAAUACUAUGUCUGAAGAAUAUUGUCAUGUAAAGACCACGCCUGAUAUGCCUAUCAGAAUGGCAGUGCGCAUGUCAAUGUCCAUUCCAGGUGUAUUUCAAAGUGUACAGAAAAAGCUAUUUGGUGUAACAAACUACUAUGUCGACGGUGGAGUAAUUUGCAACUAUCCUAUUCAUUGUUUUGAUGGAUGGUGGUUAUCUUUGGAUCAUCAUGACAGUUUCCUACAGAAAAUCCAGCCAAUCUCCAAAAUAGAGUCAAUCAUGGAUAGAAAAAACAGAUUUGAAGUUUUACCAGGACCUAUGAAAACAAUUGGGAGUUUGAUUUUCUCUUCAAACGAAGCCGAAGUUUACAAAGCUGAGAUUUUGAAGAAGUCUGGCGUGCCCAUGGGCAAAUUACCAAACACUAAAUUGGCAAGAGACUGGGUAAAAACUGAACAAGGUAAAGGAAAAAUAAACAAGGCCUAUACAGAAGUGUGUGAAGCUGCAACUGCAUUCAUCGAAGUUUUACGAAAGCAUAAUUUAGAUGGUAAUGACGUCAUUUCAAAAGAAGAAUUCGAAAACGCAUUUUCUGAAGCUGAUUUUAAAGAUCACUUUAGUGAAUUGUUAUUUGGGGAGGGAUGUAGUCCUCAGUUGGCAUUCGAUGCCAUCGACAGAGACGAAAGUGGGAACAUUACUUAUAACGAGCUGAUAAACUUCGUUGAAGGAACAGGAGUCAGCAUCCAUGAAAAAUACUUAGGGUUGAAACGGACAGAAGUCAAUGGAUUUUUCAGUUUUCUGGGAACGGUAUUUAAUGCGCUGGCAAUAAAUCUUAUGAGGAUAUUUAUCAGGAGUUCCGAUAUAGACCGAACAAUUGGAAUAAGUUCAUGGUACAUCAAAACAAAUGAUUUUGGUCUGGAAGAAGGGGACAAGAAGUUUCUGGUAGACCAAGGACGAAGUUCUACAAUCAAAUACUUACAACAUUUCGUAUUUGACAAUAACCCGGAAAAAGUAUCUAAAGCUGAUAUCAGUGGGAGGAAUGUUCCGAGUAAACCAAGUCUUACUGAAGCACAGAUUACACGGAUCAGUAAAAUAUAGAGUAAUACACGAAGGAAGUGUAGUAAGACAGUGCAUAUGAUACUCUGGUGAAAUUUUCAUAGACAUUUGACCGGUAGUUUCAGUUUUGAUAUUACAUAUUUGCUUUAAAAAAAAUGUAACUCUAAAUAAAGCAUCCUUCAUCUUAA